This is a messenger RNA of Neogale vison (American mink), 3143 nucleotides long. It is a transcript of the gene FOXI3, whose product is annotated as forkhead box I3. The coding region runs from base 1 to 1272 and encodes 423 amino acids. Gene Ontology annotation, biological process: regulation of transcription by RNA polymerase II; cell differentiation; anatomical structure morphogenesis. The transcript has 2 exons. Gene Ontology annotation, molecular function: RNA polymerase II cis-regulatory region sequence-specific DNA binding; DNA-binding transcription factor activity, RNA polymerase II-specific. The record is from RefSeq and is a predicted model, not a curated record. Lineage: Eukaryota; Metazoa; Chordata; Mammalia; Carnivora; Mustelidae.
AUGGCUCUCUACUGCGGCGACAACUUCGGCGUCUACUCGCAGCCCGGCCUGCCCCCGCCUGCCGCCGCCGCCGCCCAGGGCGCCCCUCCGGCCGCCAGGGCGCCCUACGGGCUGGCAGACUACGCCGCGCCGCCCGCCGCCGCCGCCAACCCCUACCUGUGGCUCAACGGGCCGGGCGUGGGCGGCCCGCCCGCCGCCGCCGCUGCUGCCGCCGCCGCGGCGUACCUGGGCGCCCCGCCGCCGCCGCCUCCCCCGCCCCCCGGGGGCGCCGCCGGGCCCUUCCUGCAGCCGCCCGCCGCCGCCGGCACCUUCGGCUGCGCGCAGCGGGCCUUCGCUCAGCCCGCGCCCGCCGCGCCCGCCUCGCCCGCGGGGCCCGCCGCGCCCGGGGAGCUGGGCUGGCUGUCCAUGGCCAGCCGCGAGGACCUGAUGAAGAUGGUGCGGCCGCCCUACUCGUACUCGGCGCUCAUCGCCAUGGCCAUUCAGAGCGCGCCCGAGCGCAAGCUCACGCUCAGCCACAUCUACCAGUUCGUGGCCGACAGCUUCCCCUUCUACCAGCGCAGCAAGGCCGGCUGGCAGAACUCCAUCCGCCACAACCUGUCGCUCAACGAUUGCUUCAAGAAGGUGCCCCGCGACGAGGACGACCCAGGGAAAGGGAAUUACUGGACCCUGGAUCCGAACUGUGAGAAAAUGUUUGACAAUGGGAACUUCCGUCGGAAGCGCAAGCGCCGCUCGGAAGCCAGCGGCACCUCCACGGUGGCCGCAGGGACCACAAAAUCAGAAGAAGGACUCUCCUCGGGACUGGGGUCCGGCGUGGGUGGGAAGCCCGAAGGAGACAGCCCCCCUGCAUUGCUAAGGCCGCCCCAGUCCCCAGAGUCCCCCGAGGGCGCCAAGAGUACUGCCUCCUCCCCGGGAGGGUCCCUGCUCUCCUCCGCCCCUUGCCUCAACACCUUCUUCAGCAGCCUGAGCACCCUGAGCGUCAGCAGCAGUGGGAACACCCCGCGGGCAGUCCCUACCGGCCGCCACCUAGGGAUCCAGGGGGGCCCCCUGGCCUCCAGCAGCACGUUUCCCGCCAGCUCCGUCCCGGAAGCCCCACCAGACAGCUUGCCACUGAGCAACGGUGCCAGCAACGGCAGCAGCAGCCAGAGGUCCUCCUACUACAGCCCCUUCCCCGCCAGCAGCGGCGGGGGUCAGAGCAGCCCGUUCAGCAGCUCCUUCUACAACUUCAGCAUGGUCAACAGCCUCAUCUACCCCCGCGAGGGCUCCGAGGUCUAGGACAGCCUGGGACAGCCGCCCUCCGGACUUGAAUAUGCACACCUGAGGUCUCGUGACAUGCAGAUUUCAGGGACAGGAAGUGGACUUCUGCAUUCCUCUGGAGGCCCAGGUGCUCCUGUGGCCCAAUGGGAGCAGUAGAUAACUCUUCCCGCAGCCCGUGUGCUUUUACAGGUUUCUCUGGAGAGAAAGCCACCUCACUCUGUUGGGGACAGUGCCUGUGAGCCCCGCGUGAGGGCAGGGACCAUGUCUGUUCUGUUUGUCACUGUAGCGCAGGGUUAUGAGCUCAGAUGUGUCCAAGGGCCGGCCAAAGAGCAAAAGAAUGAAGCUGAUCAGUAGAAAAGAGGUAGCAGUUGGUCCCUUGAAGCAGGUAAGGGAGUGCUCUGGUGGACCAGCAAAAGGCUGCUGUGGGCCGUUUGUUACUAUCCUGCCUGGCAGCAUCCUCAUUUGUCUAGAAAAGUCAGAUAUCUGGAUGUUUAUAGGAAGCCUCCACUUGCAGUUUUUGGCCAUGAAUUAAAGUUUAAAUCCUGUGCUGGGUCCUACCGCAGCGCAGGUCCUCUGAGCUCCAUCCAGCUCAUGUGUCACCUCCGCUUCUGCUCCGUGCCUGGGCCCCAGUAGAUACUAACUAAUAGCUGGGAAGCUGCCCCCGAGAGCCGUGAGUGCCCAGCGCUGUUUCAGAUGGACACUCGAGGUUGUAUUAGGUCAUUUAAUCCUCACAACAACCUUGGGAGCUAGGUAUGGUUACUACCCCUCACGUUCAGAUGUCAGGUGACUUCCCCAAGGUCACACAGAUAAUAAGUUGUGGAGCCGGAUCGGGUCCAGGCAGUCUGGCUCCAGAGCUAGUGCUGGAAGGUCUGUUCUGGUUCUAAAAAAAAAGGUGCCAUUGUGCAUAGGCAGACAUAGCGUCUAGGGGUAGGAAUGAACUAGGUCUCAUUUAACCAAAGAUUUCUGGUUGAAAUAAGUAUCACUUGAGCUGAGCAGCAAGGAUAGGCACCACCUCUGCCUUCUGCCAUGUGCCUGAGGUCCAGGGUGACCAUGGUCCUCAUUAACUUGAUGUCCUAGACCUUUUAGCAUGUGUCUUGGAUUUCUCGUUUUUUAAAACAAUUCUAGAAUUUUAUUAAAAAUAGUUUUUGAAGUGGAAUUUUUAUAGUUUCUUAAUAAAACCUUUGUUGUCAAAAAAUUAUCAAUAUAAUUUAUUUUUGGCACUCCCUUUUACUUCUCAAGAGGUAUCUUCAUUUGAAUGGUGUUCAUGGUCACCCUCCCAGGGCCCAGCCAGAGCUCAGCCAUUGUUUGAACUUAUCUAAGAGGUGCUAAUUAAAAUGGGGAUGAUUGUUGAUUUAUUGGAACAGCCUCCAUUAAGAUGAAUAGAAUGUCCUGAAUUGCCUUUGUACCAUGUUGUUGGGUCUUUGAUAGGAACAUUGUUGGUUUGGGGAUUUAAAAAUUUUUUUUUUUUUUUUUUUUAGGAAAAGGACCACACGUACAUUGUAAAAAAAUUUCAACUUUUCCCUGUGUAUUCUUUUCUGAGACUCACAGCAUUAUUCUUAAAUUUUUAUUUUGAAAUACACAAUAUAGAAAAUUAUUUUUUAAACAGUUUAUCGAGGUAUAAGUAACAUCACCAUUACUUUUUAAAUAUUACAGAGAAAGACAACCAAAGACACUACCUACCCCCAGAUUGUGUGUACAAAAACCAAUUUCUGUGGAUAUUUUUCUUUGUGAAAAAUCGUAUGGACUUUUAUAAAUAUUGCUUCUAACACAAUUCUAUAUUUGUAAAUUAAUUUAUAAUGUGAACUGGGACAGAACUUUUUUUUCCCCAAGAAAGUACACUGCAUGCUGACAAUCACAUGAAAUAAACUCUUAAGUGGGAUGAUUUCUAA